AUGUCCCACCAGAUCUCCUUCCCCGCCCCCAAAUCAGACCUCACCGUCCUCCUCCUCGGAGCCGGCGGCAGAGAGCACGCCCUCGCCUUCAAGCUCGCCCAGUCCCCCCGCGUCGCUCGAGUCGUCGUCUGCCCCGGUAACGGUGGUACAGCCCUCAUGGGCGGCAAGGUCGAGAACCUCACCCUCCCUUGGGGUGCUCCUCCCGCCUUUGCCUCCAUCGUCGAGUGGUCCCAAACCCAGAACGUUGACCUCGUCGUUCCCGGGCCUGAGCAGCCGCUUGUUGAUGGUGUCGAGGGCGCUUUCAAGAAGGCCGGUAUCGCCGUCUUUGGCCCCUCCCCUGCUGCUGCCAUGCUCGAAGGCUCUAAGAGCCUGAGUAAGGAGUUUAUGGCGAGGCACAACGUCCCCACUGCGGCGUUCCGAUCUUUCCUCUCCAACGAGUACUCUGAAGCUGCCGCCUACAUCAACUCGAACCCCUUCCCCUCUGGCCGGGCCGUCAUCAAGGCGUCUGGAUUGGCUGGUGGUAAAGGUGUGUUGAUUCCCGAGACCAACGAGGCAGCUCUUGCUGCGCUCAAGAGCGUCAUGGUCGACAAGGAGUUUGGCGAUGCCGGAGACGAGGUCGUGGUGGAAGAGUACUUGACUGGACCUGAAAUCUCCAUCCUCGCCUUCUGUGACGGCUACACCAUCAUCCCCAUGCCCGCUGCCCAAGACCAUAAGCGUAUCGGCGAGGGCGACACUGGCCUCAACACUGGUGGUAUGGGUGCUUAUGCCCCUGCUCCCAUCGCUACCAAGGAGAUCAUGGACCGAUGUGUCCAGGAGGCUCUGGCCCCAACGAUCAAGGGUAUGCGAGAGGAGGGUCACCCCUUUGUCGGCAUGCUCUUCACUGGGUUUAUGCUCACUGCCAACGGUCCCAAGGUGUUGGAGUACAAUGUCAGGUUCGGAGAUCCCGAGACGGAGGCUUUGAUGCUGUUGUUGGAUGACGAGACAGAUUUGGCUGAAGUCUUGACUGCCUGUGUGGAGCGCCGAUUGGACUCUGUCAAGCUCGACUACAAGCCUGGCUUUGCCAUCUCCGUCAUCCUCGCUUCUGGCGGCUACCCCGGCUCUUACCCCAAGGGCGUCCCCAUCGACCUCGGCUCCAGGCCUCAGGGCGUCGAGGUGUUCCACGCCGGUACCAAGCUCCAAAACACCACCACCCUCACAGACGGUGGCCGAGUCCUCGCCGUCUCCGCCUACGCCCCCACCCUCCGUGCCGCCGUCGACCUCGCCUACUCUGGCGUCGACCAAAUUGCUUUUGAAGGCAAGACCUACCGCCGAGACAUUGCUUACCGCGCCCUCUCUUCCGUUCCCGUCGAGGUCACCCCCGCCAAGGGCUUGACCUACGCCGCUGCGGGUGUAGACGUCGAUGCCGGUAACGACCUCGUCGACAUGAUCAAGCCUGUGGUCAAGGCCACCAAGCGGGCUGGUACCGACUCGGACAUUGGCGGUUUCGGCGGUGCGUUCGACCUUGCUGCCGCUGGCUUCCGAGACCCCGUGCUCGUCUCUGGUACGGACGGUGUCGGAACAAAGCUCCGUGUCGCGCUCGACUAUGGCAAACACAACACUGUCGGUAUCGACCUCGUCGCCAUGUCUGUCAACGACCUCAUCGUUCAAGGUGCCGAGCCCUUGUACUUUUUGGACUACUAUGCGUGCUCCAAGUUGGACGUGCCCGUGGCUGCCGAUGUCAUCACUGGUAUCGCUGAAGGAUGCCUCCAAGCUGGCUGCGCUUUGAUUGGAGGAGAGACUGCAGAGAUGCCGGGGAUGUACCACGCCGACGACUAUGAUCUCGCGGGUUUCGCCGUCGGUGCCGUCGAGCGCAACCUCAUCCUCCCCACCCCCGACAUCACCUCCGGCGACGUCCUCAUCGGCCUCGCCUCCUCCGGACCCCACUCCAACGGAUUCUCCCUCAUCCGCAAAAUCCUCGCACACGACAACUUGUCGUUGCACUCCCCCGCGCCUUGGGACAAGUCCAUCACCGUCGGCGAGUCGCUCUUGACGCCUACAAAGGUCUACAUCAAGGGCCUCUUGCCUGGUAUCAGGCAGAGCCUGUUUAAGGGCAUGUCCCACAUCACCGGCGGUGGAUUUACCGAAAACAUCCCUCGAGUCUUUUCUACCGACCUCGGCGUGACGCUGGAUUUGACUUCGUACAAGCUCCCGGCUGUAUGGAAGUAUCUCAUGAAAGCCGGUAACGUCGAGGCGAAGGAGAUGGUGAGGACGUUCAACUGCGGUGUGGGGAUGGUCAUCAUCGUCAGCAAGGAGAAGGUUGAGGCGGCGCUGGCGAGCUUGAAGGAAGGUGGGGAAGAUGCGUGGGUGAUGGGAGAGGUCAAGGAGGGUAAGGGGGUAGAGUAUAUUGGGUUGGACAAGUUUGGGCUGUAA
Molecule: messenger RNA, 2409 nt
Organism: Cryptococcus wingfieldii CBS 7118
Lineage: Eukaryota; Fungi; Basidiomycota; Tremellomycetes; Tremellales; Cryptococcaceae
Product: phosphoribosylamine-glycine ligase
Exons: 3
Coding region: 1-2409 (802 amino acids)
Biological process (GO): adenine biosynthetic process; 'de novo' IMP biosynthetic process
Cellular component (GO): cytosol
Molecular function (GO): phosphoribosylformylglycinamidine cyclo-ligase activity; metal ion binding; phosphoribosylamine-glycine ligase activity
Source: RefSeq, a predicted model, not a curated record